This is a messenger RNA of Spathaspora passalidarum NRRL Y-27907, 931 nucleotides long. RefSeq lists its product as uncharacterized. The annotation marks the transcript as partial. The record is from RefSeq and is a predicted model, not a curated record. The transcript has a single exon. Lineage: Eukaryota; Fungi; Ascomycota; Pichiomycetes; Serinales; Debaryomycetaceae.
AAACACGUAAUUCAACAUUACUAGCUUACUACUAGCGAUCGGAAGCUUGUGACAAAUUCGAAUCGAAUUAGCCUAUACAAAAGCUAGUACGCUCCCACCACAAAAAGAUUUAAGAUCCGCCUUUUUUACAGCCAAAUACUGCGCCUACCCCAUCCAAUCCUUUGCCCACCAUACAUCGCCAACCUACUCGCGGUCCGUUCGAUCCGCUACAUUAUAUCCAACAAAAGAUGCUGGAACAACGACAACAUCAUAAAAUGUAUAUGAACAGGCAUUACAAGAAACUAAUCUUUUCGUCCUUGUUCCUAAUAGCGUUACUCUCAUCGGUUGUCUACAUUCUACAGCCAAAACCAUUUACUCCCCCAGAUAUACAAAUCCUUGACUAUCCUGAUGAACAAGACCAAGGAAUAAACCAGAAAAUAGCAAAUGUAAUAACUGAUGUCAGAAUAUUGAAAUGUAAUAAUUACAAGUGUAAGGUCCCUGGUGGUUACCAACAAAUCCUCCCUCAAUUGAACUAUUACACUCAAAAGGUACUGAGGACGUCCAUGUACAGUUAUUAUGUCAUAGUGAAGAAGCAACCAAUCAAGUCGACAACCAGAGCAAUUGUUGACUUGGAUAUUGUUCCUCAGGACGAAGACUACGAAGAAGUUGCAGGGGGAACUAGUGAACUCAAACUAUACAAGAGAUCAAUAGUUAUAAAUAUGUCCAAACAAAUACCAAAAGAUUUACCAUUGGUUAGGUCAAUAGAAGCAUUAUUCGGAACCAACGACCUUGUUGAUUCUAGGGAACACCAUUCAACCCUUCAUUUGUCUAAUGACGAAUCUAUCCACCCAAUAUUGUCAGUAUUUAAACUUAGUCAGGAUAAAGAGAAAGACUUUUUUGAGAAAAAGAAAUCGGUUGACACUAUUAAAAAGCUGGAACUUGUAAAUAUCAG